UUUGCCUAGAGUGUUCAAAAGAGAUAGUAAUACAUAGGAGUUAGAAAUAGCAAAAAUGAAAAUCGGUCUGACAUCGCUAACUUUACAUUGUAUUGCAUGAUUGGUCACAGUAAUUAUAUUCAUGGCAUGCUGUAGUAUCACAUGAACUGUUUGUUUCUCAGAAUAAGAUUUUCAUUUUUGGCAUGCACUUGAUAUAAUUAGGUCUAUUUUUAGUACAAAGUCUGUAUUCCUUACAAGAGUAUAGAGUGUAUUGUCUCCUAGCUGCACAUAGAUCUGUUAUAGCUGUUAGGAUCCAGCUGAACUACAUACCCAGAUUUAUUCUUACUGCUAGACUAGUAGAUUUAUCAUGAAUCAGCUCACUUCGGCAUGAUGGCUGGGUCAGAGCAGUUUGGACAGAGGAGGCCUCCCCUGUCUGUUACCAUAAGGGGUAUUCUUGAGAGGUACCCUGAUGGACAAAUCUUCAAGGAGAUAAUCCAGAAUGCUGAUGAUGCUGGAGCUAAGACUGUGUGGUUCUAUGUUGAUGAGAGGCAACACGGCAUUGCCAACCUCCCUCACUCUGACCUGGCUAACUUCCAGGGACCAGCUUUAGUGGCUGCCAAUGAUGCAUGCUUCACAAGCGAUGACUGGAAGGGAAUACAGAGCUUGCAGCAGAGUAUCAAGGCCGAGGACCCUUUCAAAGUUGGAAGCUUUGGAAUCGGAUUCAACUCUGUGUACCAUCUCACUGACCUGCCAAUAAUUGUCAGUGGCAAUCGAUUAGCUUGUUUCGAUCCCCAAGAACAAAUAUGGACCGGUAGUGCAGGCCAGGCAUUCAAUAUAGCUAGCCUUAUCAAUCAGUCUUCUGAUCUUGUUACCCCGCUCAAUGGCUUAGCAGACUUUGAUCCUAACUUGGCUCGUCAUGGCAGGUACUCAAAUACAAUCUUCCGACUACCACUACGCUCAGCAGUAUCUAAUCUCUCUGACAAUAUUUACAGCACUCAAAAGCUUUGGGAGCUCCUCAAUGCCCUCAGGAAGGAAGCAAAAUACCUGCUUCUUUUUUUGAAAUCAGUGUGUAAAAUCAAAGUGAUACACAUCUCACCUUACGGUCGACACAGCAUGUUAUUCUGUGUAGAAAUAGCUCCAGAUAGUCUAGCCUUGGUUUGCUCUAAACGAGAUCUUUUUAAGCAGCAACUCCAGCAAGCUCACAUUCUAGAGCCAUACUCUAUUUCCAAUAUGAUCAUUUCUUUCACAGCCACUUUCUCGGUGGUUGUGACUGACAACAACUCUCAGGGUCAUUUUGUUGACACGAGUAAGUGGAUGAUAGCUAACAGUGUUGGAUCAGCAGACUCUACUGUACAAGCAGCUGCAGCCAAGCAGCAUACAUUUCCUUGGGUUGGCACAGUGUUGGAGUUAGGUGGUAGUUCUGUUGGGGGUCGUAUAUUUUGUUUCCUUCCCAUGCCUGUCGAGGCUCCAUGUGGUCUACCGGUUCAUGUCAACGGAACAUUCGGGCUCAAUGACGACAGGCGUACUCUAAAAUGGCCAGGAAUUGAAAGAAGGAACGAUCCCACAGCAAAUUGGAACAAGAUUCUUGUUAGUCAACUCCUCCCACCUUGUUAUGCCAUGUUACUCAUGGAGGCUAAAAACUACAUUUCUCGUGAUCAGUUCUACAACGCCUGGCCUGAUGUGAAUGCUGUCAAUAGCACACAGUUCUAUGAGAUUCUUCAUCCUUUGUUUACUUUAUUGCUUCAACAAGCAGUUUUUUGGACAGAAAACAUUGAACUACAUCAAGGAAGCUGGAUUAUCAAAUCUCAAGCAACUUUCAUUAAUGAAGACGAAAGUGUUCUUCCCUCCUUUAUGCAACAAGUGCUCAAAAACUGUUCCAUCCAGCUAGUCUCUGUUCCUGCCAAAAUAUGGGUAGCACUGCGGUAUGCUAAGGCUGGGGUCACAGAGGUGUCCCCUAGGCUAGCCCGCUCAAAGAUUCGCUCUUACCCAAGAAGUUAUGCUAGCACUGAUCUGAUCAGCAAAAGAGUGAUUCUGACCUACUGUUUGUCUGACAGUUUGUACAGUGAUCUUAGUGGAUUGAAUCUUCUUCCCCUAGCAAAUGGUAAUUUCACAACCUUUGAUGCAGUAGGUCAGAUUGUGUACCUUUGCUCAGAUGAUUGUCCACGAUCCUUGCUCCCUAACUUGGACCACUUGCUUGUCGAUACAUCAGAUGAUACAAAACUUCAAGAAAGUCUUUGUUAUGUGGCUGCUAGUCAACAAACAAAGCUUCGACUUCUUACUGAGAGAGACAUUGCUAAUCUUCUCUCACAAGCUCUCCCAUCAAGCAGAAACAGUCUGGUGUCUAUGCCCCAAUCUAAGAUUCCUUCUACUUGGCUUCAGACCUUCUGGGAUUGGCUGCAGAAGAAAAAUCUACAAAGUUUUGUCGGCCAGCUUCUGGUUCCUUGCUAUAUCUCCACAUCCAGCUCAAAACGAAACUUUCACCUUUCUCCCCUUAAAUAUACACAGGCUGUGAUUUUUGUCAACAAGUAUUCAUCUUGCUCAGGCAAUUUGCUCUCUGCUAUCUACAAAAUGAAUAUCAGAGUUUGCCUGCAAAGUGAAUUUAGCUAUGUACAUCACAGGCAACUAUUAGCACAUGUAAGGCAGCUCGACACAAACAACUUAUUGGAUGCCAUAGCUGCACCAUGGUCAAAUUACGAAGGAGUUGUCUUCUCGUCCCAGGAAGCAAAUAGUAUGAGAGAGUUUCUCGUACUUAGUGCAUAUACUCCUUCUAUGUCAAGAGAGAAUAUUUUAAGGAACAUUUGCAUAUUCUCAUCUGCACCAAACUCAUCCGAAAACCUGUUUUCUAUUAACACAGCAGAAUCGAAAUCGGUAACGAGACAAGUAAUAGGAGAACCUGACAAAUGUGCUUUCAAUAUUGCCAACCUGCCUUCAAACCUCAUAAUUUUAUCCCGAAAGAACCAUUAUCAGCUACAAUUGUUACGCUCCCUAGGUAUUCCAUUUGUUUCUGAUGUCAGACUUCUUGUCAAUCAUGUGUUUCCACUCAUUAAAAGUAGGGCUGUCCCUGACCAUCUCAUCGACAAACUAAUGCCUGAAGUGUUGGAUAUGUUCCAAGUCCUUAACUCCAGAGAACACAAUAUGGCCAGUCACCUUGAGAGUUUGAAAUUUGUGAAGACAUAUAAUGGGCGAAAGAGUCCUUCAGAACUCUUCACUCCUUUUGAUGAUGAUAUUGUGGGUUUGUAUAGUGGAGAAAAUGUAUUUCCAAAGGCUCCUUACAACACAUAUGAGCGAGUUCUAACUUUACGAAGCUGUGGUCUCAGUGUCACAGUUACCCCACAACAAGUCCUUGACAUUAUCUACUCCAUAAGUUGUUCUUGCAGUUCAUAUCCACAACGUGUUGACAGCUUGAAGCUGAACAGGGCAAGAGCAGUGCUCAAGUACAUAAGUACACCUACAUUUUACAAUCAAACUGGUGGACAGUAUGUAGUAGCCAACGAUGAGUAUCAAUAUUAUAUUUUCUCAACUGCUCUCAACCAUCUAGCUACCAGUCGGAGCUGGCUUCCAAUUUACAGCAAUAAGCCUUUAGGCUAUCCUGACGAAAUUUCAUGGAAAGGACACCUCCUCAAUUCACAUUUUAUCUCUCUGAGCAACUCAAUAGUUUUAUCACCCUUGAUGGAAAGUACUCUUCCCUGCCUAGUAGGCUCACAGGUCUAUAUUGUGUCACCUUUUGUCGCCGAUUAUAUUGCUAAUAUACUACCGACGGACUCUAGCAGUCUUUCACACUAUGUGGUGGCUCACUAUAAAGAGAUACUCACACACAAGAAUAAACUCUCCCUGGAUGAUAUAAACUCGCUUGUUAUGCAAGUGUAUGCGUACAUGAAUAGUCAAGGUGUCUCCUAUCUUGCCUUGUUGUACUCGAUUACAGAAUGGAUAUACAUCAAGAAAAAGAGGAGGUUUGUAGCUCCAGCUGUAGUAGCAUUAGAGCAUAACUCUGCAUUCAAACGUGACCUUGAGCCGUACAUUUACGUUCUACCCGACACCCUAUCACAAUACACCACACUCUUUGGCUCAGCUUCCAGAGUCGCGAAAACUAUUAGUACAGCUCAGAUAGUAUCUGUUCUCAAAUUCAUCAGAAAUGAUGUACAACCUAAUGAUCACCAAACAAAUGCUCCAGAAGCCUGGAAUACGGUCAUGGGCAUUCUAAACUGGCUUACAAGCAAUGGAAACCGGAGCGUUCCCGAUAACGUUAGGCCAGAAGAUGUCCUUGUACCAGUAGAAACACAGUUUGCAUGGCCCAAGCUAGUUCAAGCUACAGAUGUAGUGUACACAGACAGUGAAUUCCUGAAGGAUUGCCUGCAAUCAUCUGAAGAAAAGCAUUCCUACCAAUUUGUGCAUAACCACAUUUCUGGUAGCCUCGCACAUUACCUCGGUGCAGCCCCAUUGUCAGAGCACUUGGACAUUUCUGAGGACAUGUUUGAAGAUGCUGGUCAGCACGAACCACUUACCACUCGAUUGAAGAAUAUCCUCCGAGACUACAAAGACGGACUCACUAUUAUCAAGGAGCUGCUGCAGAAUGCUGACGAUGCAGAGGCUACUGAAGUGAAUAUUUGCUAUGAUGCUAGGCAGCAUGAAAUAAAUCCUAAGAAACUGUUCUUCUCAGGAAUGGGUGAAGUUCACGGUCCUGCUCUUAUCGUUCACAACGAUCAAACUUUCACUGAUGAUGACUUUAUGAAUAUAACUAAGCUAGCUGCUGCAACCAAGCAUGACAAGGCCCUCAAGAUUGGAAAAUUUGGAAUUGGAUUUUGCUCCGUGUACCACAUGACAGAUGCUCCAUCCUUCAUUAGUCGAGAUCGCUUGUACAUAUUUGAUCCCACUCUUUCUUACUUGAAGAAAGAAGUGAAAAAUCCUGGCCAGCCUGGAAAGAAAACCAAGUUUACACACAGGCUUAUAUCUGGCUCAAAGCAGUUAGACCCAUACAUAGGUCUGUUUGGAUUCGAAAGAACACAAAAUUACAAAGGUACAAUGUUCAGAUUACCUUUCCGCACAAAUGGCAGUGUGCUUAGUGGGACCUGCUACACUGAAGAGACUGUACGAGAGCUUGUGUCAGCCAUUAAAGAAAAUAGCUCCAGCUUACUUCUGUUUCUGCAGCAUGUGAAAACAAUCACAGUCCAGCGAAUAGAUCCUGGUCAGACUGCUCCUGUAGUCCUGUUAAAAAUAUGCCGCGAUAGUGAGGUUCACCUCCCUAUUUCUCUACCUCCUGGAGUUGAAAUUCGAAAUUUGUCUUGUGUUGAGCCACAAGCUGCAAGUGAGAACUGUCAUUGGCUGCUUUCCCAAGCCAUUGAAAGAGAUCACCAACAACGGUACUACACUGCCACAGUUGCUUGUCCGCUAGGCAAUUAUGGUAACUACAGCGUGGACGCAUGUUUCCAAGGAGAGAUAUUUUGUUUCCUACCGCUCUCUCAAAAGACAGGGCUACCAGUACACAUCAGUAGUAACUUUGCUGUGAUCCACAAUCGUCGAGGCAUCUGGACUUCUGACGAAGCCACGUCACAGACUAGUAGAGAAGUCACAUGGAAUAUCACUCUAAUGCAAGGGGUCAUUCCAAGAGCUUAUCAUACACUUUUGAUGGCAUUGAAAGAAAUGAAAAAUGACCAAAUCCAGAGCUAUGUUUUUCAUGAUUUGUGGCCACAAAAUACAAACUUAUUGCAGCGGAACCCAUGGAAGUAUAUGGUAACACAACUGUAUGUACUGAUUUCGUCAGACCAACUAUUCUACUCAGAAUACUUUAAACAAUGGUUUCAUGUCAAACAAAGUAGAUUUAUUGCUCCUGGAAUCUUGUGUCAAUCAUCAGAACAAACAUCAACUCCUGAAUGUGUUACUGGGGUGGUCAAGUAUAUAAACCAGCCAAUUGUUGAUCUACCCAUCACAUUCCAUUCUUACUUCAAUUUAAAAGAAGUUACAAUUGAUGAACCUGCUUUCACUGAACUCUUCUUUCAGAACUUAAGCUCUCUUGGGUCAAUCCUCAGCACUCGCUCUGAGGUCAUUCAGCACAUGCUUGAGGUGUAUGCAGCUGAGUAUGAUGAUGGGUCAGAACGGAGCUACUCAUUGGAUGACUACUUCAAGAAUUAUGCCUCCAUACCAUGUACCCCUGACGGCAAAGUCCUCAGAAAGUGCAAUGAAGUUGUUGACUGUGAUGCUGACUUUUCCCCCCUGUACGAUAAAUCUGAGAGCUAUUUUCCUAUUGACAAACUAUCGGAAAGGCAUCUUUCUGUUACAGCAUUGCAUGAGCUUGGCAUGAUUAGUGAAGCUAUUCCGUACGAUAUGCUAGUGGAGCGUGCGCGUAGUAUUCCAGCUCUGUAUUUAUCCAAUAAAACAAAGGCUUUGAAGCGUGCACAACUAAUUCUGUCAUCAUGUACCAAAGUUGAGAGUUUCGAAGUUUUACCACCUAUAAAACGAAAAAAAGCUAAAUCUCGAAACGUGUCGUACCAGACAGCCAUCAGUGGGGAACUAUCCUCCAUUCCAUUUUUACCAGUGCUCCCAAAACCGACAGGAUAUAUUCUUCCAUGGAAGGGAGAUGGACAUGAACUAAUGUGUGGUGAAGACUUGAUGAUCGUACGUACUAAUGGGUAUAGAGAAGGUACUGGUAUUAAUCUAAGUAUCGCUGGGUCCCAAAUUGCAUUCGUGAAUGAAGCUUUUGUUACAGAUGGAGGCUGUGGGUUUAUCACCCAAAGCAGUCUGCCUAUGUUGAGGUUACGGCAGUCACCUUCAAUGGAUGAAGCUAUCGCACAACUUGCUGAAAUUCAACAAGUGUUUGAAACACAACCCGUUACCGAACAUUUAGUGAAAACCAUUGAUAAAAUGUGCCACCAAGUGUAUGGUUUCCUUGACAAACAACUUGAACUUGAGACAACAUGUAAAUCAGAAGACAGUACUCAGAAGAGUGUUCAGCACUUGCCAAUAGAAUCUGUAUGGACUGGUAUGCGGUUUGUCAGCAAAGAGGUUGUUGGAAGCGACUGGAGUGUAGACGGUCCUUAUCUGUACAAAUUGCCAGCAAGUCUAUCAUCUAAAAUAUAUUUGAUAGAAUCUUUGCAGUUAAAGAAACAGUUUUGCCUGAAAGAUAUUGAGAUAACUCUUAUAGCGAUGAAGAGAGACUUCCAAGACGAACCAGUGAAUGAGCGAUGUCAAACUGUGCUAUAUUCUAUUGUCACUUUACUUCACCAAGUCGAACUAAAUAUAGCAGCCACCCCCACACUUAUGCUUCCUGAUGAAAUGUUUGUUCUGCACGAGUCAAACAAACUGGCCUAUAAUGACGUAGACUGGGCACCGAAGGACCCAAAACACACUUACGUACAUGACAUCAUCCCACCAACCCUAGCAAAGAAACUAGGUGUGGAGCCAACGAGAAGUAAAAUACUUGAGAAAUUUGUGAGCUCUUCUAAUCAAUUUCAGAGUAUUGAAUUCGGUCAGCAUGAAGAGUUAACUCACAGGAUUCAAAACAUCAUAAGAGACUAUCCGUUUGAUAUCACAAUCCUUAAAGAACUACUUCAGAACACAGAUGAUGCCAAAGCAACUAAAAUGUAUAUCAUUAUGGACAUGCGGACACAUGGAAAUCAAGGAAUAAUUUCAAAGAAUUGGGGUAAGCUUCAAGGCCCAGCUCUCUUGGUUUGGAACAAUAGUGUCUUUGCAGAGAAGGACUUGGUGGGCCUACAGAAAUUGGGGCUAGGUAGUAAACGCACAGACUAUGAAAGCAUUGGUCAGUAUGGCAUCGGUUUCAAUGUUGUUUACCACCUCACUGAUUGCCCUAGCUUCAUCACUGGAGGAGAAACAAUGUGUGUACUGGAUCCACACUGUGAGUAUGUUCAUGAAGCACAUGUACUUUAUCCAGGGAGAAGAUUUGAAGGUUUGAGUAAGGGAUUCUGGAAAUCAUUUCCUGAUAUGAGCUCCGCUUAUCUGCAGUCUGGCCUUGAAAAUUGCCCUCUUGAGCUUAGUGGUGGCUCUUUAUUUCGAUUUCCAUUAAGACACACAAAACAACAUUUGCUAGAUUCGAAAAUUAUCCCCAGAGACAACUACGGAAUUCCCAUUGAUGAUCCUAUAACAUCUAAAAGCAUGCUCGAAAGGCUUAAAGAAUGGGCACCUAGUAUGAAAGAAGCAAUGCUGUUUAUUAAUAACGUUACGGAGCUGAAAUUCAUGGUUAUAGCAGAAAAUGGGAAAACUAUAGAUGUCAUGAAAAGGUAUUGCACUAAAGUUGAAGACUCAGCACAAGAGAGUCGUCUAGAGCUUCACAAAGCAAUGUCAGAUUUCGGCAAGAAGAAGGGAAACAAAUCUCUUGUUAUCAGAUACCCAUUAACCAUCAGUGAAAUACAUUGCUCAUCUGGAAAAGAAGCUAGAACUGAUGAAAAGUGGUUAAUACAACAGGGGUUGGGAGAUAUAGAGAACGAAGAACAGACAUGGAGUUUUAUUGACACAAUCAAGCCGAGGCACGGGAUUGCAGCUCCAAUAUCAUUGCUACAGCCUCCCAAAAUGUCAUUCACUCAAGUUUUCCGGAGGACUACACCUCCAAGCGAGGAAUCUUUGAAGGGCAAAGUUUUUUGUUCUUUGCCUCUACCAGUUACUUCAAACCUUCCUGUCCAUAUUAAUGGAAAUUUUAUUCUUAACUCAACACGUAGAAACUUGUGGACUUCUACAGAGGAGGAGAGAGAAGACGAUCGGUCUGUAUGGAACAAUCGACUGUUUCAAGCCAUAUCCUCUUCGUAUGCAAACCUUCUCGAGCAUUCUCAGUCAUUUUAUGUAUCCAUUGAACCAUACAAGGAAUGGUACACAGCAAACCAUGAUAUCAGGAGGUACUACAAUAUCUAUCCAGCUGCAUCUAAAAUUGGUAAACCAUUCACCAAGGUAGCAAAGAGCGUCUAUAAGAAACUUGUUGCCCACAACGUUAACAUUUUGGCUGUCGUAGAAUGUGAUGUACAUCUUGUACCAGGAUUACAAAGCAGUGAAGCUAAACAAUUGAAAGUGAUUUGGCAUCCCUAUAAAAGCAGUAAUCCAUCUACCCAAGUGUAUUUUUGGUCUACUAUUGGCAUUGAUGAUAAAUGCACAAGGAGGGAAGUAAAGGUAAUUCUCGAAAACAUGGGCAUGAAGCUGACAGCUGUGAGCAAGUUUAUUCAAUCUCAGCUCAACCGACCCAUUAAAAACAGUGGUGACAAGAUCCCAAGCAUCAACCCAGAAACUGUAUUUGAGUACUACUCAAACUUUUGCUCUCAAGCAAGCAAUACAGGACAGUUCCCAUGUCAAAUCAGUGACACUGUUUUUGGAGAUGUGUUUACAUUCAAACUGUUCACUGAAUACCUCCUGCGUGCAAUAAAGACUAGCACUCCAGUUGCCGAAGUAUCACUUGACAUCAAUACUGCAGAGAUUAUAACCAGUCCUACUGAGCCUUUAGAAUACCUCCUGCAUGCAAAAGAUACAGUUGCCGUUACGUCACCCGGCAUUAAUACGGCAGAGGUUAUAACUAGUCCUCCUGAGUCAUUAGAAGACCACCACCUCCUGAAUGCAAAAAAGACUAGCACUAUAACUCCCGAUGUAUCACCCGACAUCAAUACGACAGAGAUUGUAACUAUUCCUACUGAUCCCUUAAAAUUCUCAAAGGAACCAUUUGGUCAUCCACUUCUUUUAACUGCCGAUGGCCUUCUGAGGAGAUUCCAUCAAAAUGAAAAAGUUGUUAACUCCAACUUUUCCAAUCUUUUCCCUAAUAGUUUAGACUGUUUUCUGCACCCUGAAAUGACAAAAGUUGCGUACAGCAUCAGGUAUUUCGUUGAAUGUGAGCCCUUAUCAGACGAUGCUUACAGUUGUAUCUUUUUUGACAGGGUUUUAACCAAAAACUUAACUGGAUGCUUCAAAACAAAUCGAAUAUCUCAGCUUCCCCCAAGUCUGGCAAAAGAACAGUUAGUCAGUUACUGGAAUUGCUUUUCAGAGGAUCCAGUUUUCAGUUUCAAUAUGCCUCACUUGUUGAAGGAAUGGGCUCUUCUUCCAAGUACCGCAGGCAGUAUACAUUCCUACAGUGACACUCUCGCACCAAUUUUUCCCAUUAAUAUGGAGGAGGAGGAGGAUGGUAAAUAUCUUAAAAUUUACCAGGUCCUGCAACACGUUGGCAUACCAUUUCUAGACACACAAAUUGUUGGCUCUGCUCUCCUGUCAUGCCCAACUGUGUCAGACAUUCCAGCUAUUCUGAAGAUAUUGUUCCAAUUAAAUCAAGAAAUAGACUUAUCUGCUGUCCUUGACAAAAAGAUGAUCAGUAUUAUCAUAUCGUACCUCAAGAUCGUUAACCUCAGAGCUUCCCUUGACAGUGCUAGCCACAUAAGGUCUCUUCCUCUAUUUGAGUGUGUUGAUGGCAUUUUCAGAUCAUUACAAGAUAAAAAUGCCUAUUUAUGGCCCAGCAAUGCUUGUAAAGCGGGUUAUUCUGAAUGGAACAAAUUCGCUCCAAAUGCUAUCUUCUUGUAUGAAUGUGGCACCUGGAGAGAUAUUGGCUCUCCGAAGGUCCUUAGAAUAUAUACUUUAGCUGCAGAAGAUCUUUAUUGCAAGUUUAUCUUUAAAUUUUUCUAUUACCUCAGCGAGAUAGACAGGUAUGAACAUCUAAAUCAUAUCAGAGUCACUUUAUUCGACAAAAAUGUUGUGUACAAAAACAGCAAAUCCAUGCACGAAAAGGAAAACAUAGAAAGAGCCAAACAGUUUCUCCAAAAACUGACUUCACUCUGCUGUAUUGGCACUGACAAGUUGCGGCCUGUUAGCAGUUACUGUAAUCAUGAGAUUGACAUAUUUGUUACUUUCCACAAGCACUUUUCCUUUCUCCCUGAAUACUUCAAGGGUUCUCCAGCAUGGACUGAAUGGCUAGAUUUCUUCAAGGAACUAGGAUUAAGGCACACUGUCAGUCACACUGAAUUUCUCAAGUUCUGCAAAGAAACUGCUAGAGGAAGUCACGAGGAUAUUGAAAUAACUUCGACAGUUCUCUUUGAAUAUCUAUUAUCGGACAGCGCUAAGAAGGCAGAAUGGCAUUUUGAAGAAUAUUUUCUACACCAAGUAGCAGAUAUACCAUUUGUGCCUACACAACUCCUUCCAGAAGUGACAUGGAUCAGAAGUGCACAAUGUGGGUCAAACAACAUAGUGGUGAACAGGCGCAUGUGCUCCCUUGCCAAACUCAAUGAAGCUGCCAUUACAGACUGUCCCAUUCUCUUGUGGACCGUAAAGCCGAUAGUAAAACUUCCUAAAAACUGGAGGCCGUUGAUUUUUUAUGAGCACCGCCUGUUAGCAGAUCAAUUAGGUAUUUCAUAUGAGCUUGACAUUUCUCGUGUGAUUGAAAACAUACGAAAUAUUUGUGCUUUGAAGAAAUUCAGCAACUUUCAAAAUUUUGAUCAUUAUCCAGAUUCUAACAUACCCACUUCUGAUAAAGCUGUGUCACUUAUGACAGUGAUGGUGGAAAACCUGACAUUUUUACAUAGGAAAGUACGUCAAGUUAGCAAUGCUCACAUACAGUUAUUGAGGGGUAUGCAUUGCAUUCCAGUGUAUAGCACAUUUGAGAAGACACACAAGAAUCACAUAGUGCUUGUGGAGCCAUUCAGUGUCUUGCAUUGUGAUGAACUUUUAACCGACAACUAUUAUCCGUUUCUUCACAACCUUCCUGAGCAGUUAGGUUUUAUAAGCUUCUUUCUGCAGCAGAUUGGAGUAGAAUCUUCGAUCGGUUAUAAGCACGUUCAGUUUGUCCUUCAGAAGGCCUACAAACUUUCCGCUGGGCAGGUACUUGAACAGAAAACAAGGACAUGUGUUUUUGCAAUAGUAGGGGAGCUCAUCAAUUUGUUAAGGGUUCAAUCACCCAAUGGUCAGUUUGACAUAAUUGGAGAGACCCUCUCUCCUCUGUACCUGCCUAGUGAUAACAUGACACUAGUCCUCUCAACACAAUUGCUGUAUGCUGAUGAAAAUUUCAUGGGCAGAAUUCAUCUUGAGGAAACCCAGUAUUCCCUUCUAAAGAUUAGGGGAGAAGAAGGCAAGAUCCAACUUUUUGAGAAAGAUUUCUGUACAAUGCUGCCAAUGAAGGUUCGUCCUAUUGGCUUAUCAACGGUGUGUACCCAAACUGUUUUGCCAGAGUGUGAACCCAUUGAACACAUGAAUGUUGGCAAAGCUUUGAAUGGAACAUUUGAAAUGAAAAACUUUCUGCCACAGGCCAUUUCUGCAUGUGUUCAAUACUACGCCAAGGCCAGGCAACCUUUGAAAAAUGUAGAAGCUAUUGCUAGGGAGUUUUUGACCAGCACUGAAAUAAAAACCCUAAGCCAUUUACGAAUGGCUGUCACUUUUAAAGAGGACCAAAAAUUACUCGGUAACCUGGACUCCAAGUUCUACUUAGAAACAACUGGAGGCAUUAUCGGUGGGUGCUUGUACCUAGACUCGCAGUUGACAAAUAAUUUUAAAGUCGUAAGAGUUUUGUGCAACCAACUGCUUGGGCUAUUUAGAAUGAAACUAAACGAGCAGCUAAUUACUCCUGACCUGUACGAUAUCUUCAUUCAGCUUUUAAGUGUCCAGAAUCCACAAGAAGUUAAGGAAAUUUUAGAGGACAAUAGCAUUCCUCUACCUGAAAAAGGAAUGAUGGAUGACACCACUUUCAAAUUAGGUAAAGAAGUUGCAGAGUGUUGGCAUUAUAGACUUGAUCAAGCAGUUGAGAAUAUUUUCCAUCCUGGAGAGAUAGUGGGAUAUGAAAUGAUGGAGAGUUACAUCGUUUAUGUGCAGAUUAUGCACCCUACUAUGCCUGAAGGGUGUGAAAGCUUUGAUUCCGUCCCUCGAAUCAGUAUGAAGUACAAAAUACUAACACACCCAGACGAUGAGGAAGGAAAAGAAGUGGGUGUGCUUAAGCUCUACAAAUUCCUCAGAGGUUUGAAGAAAGAGACGAUUCUGGCAGAAGGAACAGAUUUUGCACCGUAUUGGGGUGAAACAAACACGAUUUAUGUGCAGCAGGAAUUACAAGGCGAGAACCUUCACGAAAUCAAAGAUUCUCUACUACGUCAACUGGAUGAGAUAUGGAAACUACCAAAAGAAGAGAUAAAGAAAGCUAUAAGACGUCUCUGUCUCAAGUGGCAUCCCGAUAAGAAUCUGGAUGACCCUGCUGUUGCUGAAGAGCUGUUCAAGUUCCUUAAUUCUGAGAUAUCAAGGAGAGAUGUGGACAAGAACUUUGAUAUACAUUGGGACGAUCUGAACAGAACCGCACAGCGACAAAGAGAAAGCUAUACAAGGCAGCAAGAGUCAUCUUCACAAUCACAAGCAAGGGGAGGUGGAAUCGGUAGACCUACUGACUGGAGUGGAGCUUCUGCAGAGACACCACAAUUUAAAGAGGAAGAUCUUCGGCCUGAAACAAAUCCAGCUGAAGGAAGGCGCUGGUUAAAGCAAGCUGAGGCUAACUUUAAAUCUCUUGUUGCAUUGUUCACUGAAGCAAUUCAUGAGGAGAAGAUAUGUGCUGAUGUCUGCUUUAUGGCUCACCAAGUAGCAGAGAAAGCUCUCAAAGGAGGCAAGUUCUUCGUGUGUGGAUUAGACCCUAACUCUCUUACGAAUCACUACAUUGGCCCCCACGCAUGUGGUCUACAGUCUGAAUGUCCUGAAGAGACUCACGGACUUGUCAAUCACACCACCCCCUUGGAGAACUACUACCUCAAUCCACGGUACCCCAAUCGCUGGCCAUCUGGUAUUGUGCCAGCUGAUAUGUACAACUAUGAGCACGCCAAGCAAGCUAAGGAUCAUGCCGAGGCUAUAUUGAGAAUUAUCAAGAACAUUGUAGUCUACUAAUAUAAGUGUGUGUAACCAGAGGAUUGUACCAAUUGUAUAUAGUUGGCUAUAUUGAGAAUUAUCAAGAACAUUGUAUUAUAAUAUAAGUGUGUGUGUAACCAGAGGAUUGUACCAAUUGUGUAGUUGGACUGUUCGACAUUAAUUUUAUUUUUCAGUACAAGAGAUCGAUGUUUAGAUACACGUAUUGUAAAUAUACAUGUAUGUACCUAUAAUUAUAUAAUAAUUAUAAUUCUGCAAU
Messenger RNA from Halichondria panicea, 14029 nucleotides. RefSeq names its product sacsin-like. The transcript is spliced from 4 exons. Bases 367 to 13791 code for a protein of 4474 amino acids. The record is from RefSeq and is a predicted model, not a curated record. Lineage: Eukaryota; Metazoa; Porifera; Demospongiae; Suberitida; Halichondriidae. Gene Ontology annotation, molecular function: Hsp70 protein binding.